Opisthorchis viverrini is the source of this 5022-nucleotide messenger RNA. RefSeq lists its product as hypothetical. The transcript is spliced from 26 exons. Gene Ontology annotation, molecular function: zinc ion binding; metallocarboxypeptidase activity. Gene Ontology annotation, biological process: proteolysis. Lineage: Eukaryota; Metazoa; Platyhelminthes; Trematoda; Opisthorchiida; Opisthorchiidae. The coding region runs from base 1 to 5022 and encodes 1673 amino acids. The record is from RefSeq and is a predicted model, not a curated record.
AUGGGUUUCAUGUUUGUAAAAUGGGCUGGGAUACUGCCAGGGAAGACGAUAAGUUCCUCAACCAAAGCCAUUGGUUCAAAAGUCAGACCGGCAAUUCGCCACAUGUGUUCCAACCCCAAACCUGCAGAACCGGGACACUUCCCAGUACAGCUCAUUGAGUCACAAAAUCACACAGACCGUUACAAUAUGGUAGGGCAUUUGACAAAGUGCCAUUUUUCAAUGCCAUCAGUCGAUAUUUACAACCUGGGUGAAAAACCCGUCAAAUCACCCGUCUCAGUCAAUGAUUCUGAAGCGUACGGUUCAUACAUCCAAGGGGAAACAACCGUACGAUCUGGCAGCGAAACCCACCGCCUUGAGCCGUCCUUGAAAAGUUCCACUGACCAAUUCGAAAUUGGCUGCUUGGGGAGCAAAUCACCGCGCAGUUUGGAAAGAUGGAACAACGAGGUAAACGAGUUCCAAAGGGCCAAACGCGAAUCGCUGAGGAACGCCAGUGGAAGUUUCACUCACCGGAUGAAUCUGUUCUUCCGCAGAGCUACUCAUGGAUGCCAAAACGACUGGGUAUUACCAAAAAUGCAAACGUAUCAAGUUCCAGAUUACCACCAAUGGAAACAACGGCUCCGACUAGACUUGGAAGCUGAGUUGUCCAGACGUACUCAAGAAGCUGUUCAAACCCCACCACGUGAGCGGCUAAGGCAGAUGAGGAUGGACUACGAGGCUCGCGAAUCCCAGCGUGCAUUGGUCGGUCAGCUGCAUCGUGAGGAGAUGAUCUUAAUGCAGAACAAAUUUCCACAUGACUCGAACGUUUCAAAGCAGAAAGACCUCGUUGUUAAAAAACCCAAUAUACUUGAUCCAAAACUACACCCUGUAGCAAGGAAACAACAAAAACGUCGCCAGUGGGAACUUAAGGCGCACCACGCGAGAGAGCUAGUUACGGUGAUCAAGCCAAUCUCGAAAGAAAUGGGGGAGGCAAUAUCAAAUGAAAUAUUUCAGCUGGAGCCAAAAGAUAGGGAGCUAAUUGACAGCACAGAAUCAGAGUCCGAUACGUUACGAAGUGAUGAGAGUCGAGCAAUCAAUCCAGAAAAGCUGUCCCAGACAUCUAUUCAGGUUGAUCGGCUAUCCUGUGCUCCUUCAAACUCAUCAAUCAGCGAGAUUACAAAGCGUACGAAAGCCGUACUGCAGCGAAGAAGAUUUUCGAUAGGCACGUGUUCUCAUUGGCUGACUGGAGAACCCCCGGAAACCAAUCGUGAGAGUUCAGGCUACCCGAGGUCGGUUGGGUCCAUCUUAAGCUGCUUGUGUGACACAGAAUACGACGGUCUCAGCUGGCACAUAUCAUCAAACCGCCAAGUCACCGGUGACCCGUUUUGCUUUGAAUGGGACGCGUCAGCUGUACCAGAGGUGUAUAGGUUGUCAAAGGAUUUCGGCUCUUUAUUCACCGAUACAGACAAAGAGGUUAUGACGGAGAUCGAGCGUUUUGCUGCGACGAAGAGAACGUCUUUCAACUGGACCACCAGGCAAGCCCUAUUACAAAGGCUUCAACAGCUGACACGAGAGGAAAAACAGGUGAGUCUUUGGCAUUUUCUAAUAAAUAACUCCGUAUCUAAGGCCUUCUUCCCUUCACGGCUAGACCGUUGCUUUUAUUUUCAGCUUUUCUACUUUAGCGCCACCAGGGCUGCGUAUUUAGUGGCUACGACGAACAGUCACACCACGCUACCGGACGGUACUCAGAUGAAACUUGGCGGCUUCGAUCAACACUGGGUGAACAAUCAGGGACGUCAAAACCAACUGUUGUCAACGGAUUCUGGAACGAAGUUUUAUUCUUCAGAUGGGAGUCCAACUAUUGAGGACGAAUCAAAUCAUCUAGAAGCAGAUGACUGGCAAUCAAAAGAGGCUAGACAAGUUCCGGUCUUAAGCGAUUGGACUGGUGUGACAAGAGAUAUUCAUGGACCAUUUUGGCCCAAUGGGUUAGGACCACUCUAUCCGGCCCCAAUACACCUACGCCCAAACUCUGAGAAGAAAGAUGAAACAGAGAACGUCAGUGCAAACUACUCGCUGUUGCGUAUCUCCCAAGCCACUGCAAAACUUCAGGUCACAGGCGAUCCGGAAGAGUGCUUGAUUUCAAGCUGGUUCGUGCCACAAGUGGUGUACGACCGCGAGACAAGCGCACGCUGGACGUCCGCUAUGCUUGAGGCGAUGGGAAUGAGUUCACAGCUGGGGAAUCCCCGUCAGUUCAUCAGCUGGAUUCCUCCAAGCCUAGUUUUUGAAUCCAGGUUCGAGUGUGGAAACUUGAGACAGGCCAGGAGGAUUGGUAUGUUCGAAUAUGAACUGCUACUCAGUCCAGAUUUGAAUACCAACAGACACGUGCAGUGGUUUUACUUUGCAAUUCGGAAUGCGAUUCCCGGUUUCCAGUACCGUUUUGUGAUCGUCAACUUCUCCAAGAAGGAGAGUCUAUACAAGAAGGGUAGGUUGAAUAAACUACGUUCAACUUGCUCCCCAUUGAAUCCAUAUCCGAAAUCUGUCACUUACUUUUCAGGAAUGCAAGUCCUUUUCUACUCUGAAAAACAAGCGGAGCGGAACGGUCGCGGGUGGCACCGUACGGGACAAAACAUAAAGUAUACGGAAAACACUGAAAAUCGAUCGAACCCACUAAUUCAAUCCAACUCAAGGAUAUAUCAAUUGCAGUGGGAUCAGACGUUCCCUCAUGCAGAUGAUUUGUGCUACAUGGCCUACUGUUAUCCCUACUCGUUCACUGACUUGAAGAGCGAUCUGAAGGAGCUGGUGCGGCAAGCGAAAACAAAUGCACUACCUGAAGGAACAGUUUGCUGUGAAAUCAUGUGUCAGACCCGAGUGGGAAAUUCAUGUUUCCUAGUAACCAUUACGGAUCCCGGUGUGCCGGACUGGGAAAAGAUCGCGGUUAUCCUGACUGCACGUGUUCAUCCUGGAGAAACCAAUUCAAGCUGGGUCAUUCUGGGCCUAAUGCGCAGCCUGAUCAGCAAUAAUUCUGAGGCUGAAUUUUUACGACGUUCUUACGUAUUCCGAAUCGUCCCGAUGCUCAAUCCAGAUGGUGUCAUACUUGGCAACUAUCGAUGUUCAGUUACCGGUCACGAUUUGAAUAGAAACUAUCGCAAACCCCAAAAGGACGUGUUCCCCACCGUAUGGCACACUCGGGAGUUGCUUCGUCAAUGUAAACUAAAAAACAUGGACGUCAUCUACUAUGACCUUCAUGGACACAGUCGACGAAACAAUGUCUUCACCUACGGAUGCGAUCAGUCUCUUCGAAAGGCGCCAAACAACACCGAUGUUGUUAAUCCAAUUACUUUAUUACAGGAUCGUGUACUUCCAUUUCUGCUUUCCAAGCUGCUUCCCGACAAGUUUUCUCUAACCGCUUGCCGAUUCAACAUCCAACGCCAAAAGGAGUCCACAAGUCGCGUGGUAUUCUGGCGCGAGUUCGAACUUACUCACAGCUUCACGCUCGAGACAACAUUCAACGGUUCAAAUCUGAUGGGGUUUGUUAUUGAUGAUCUUGUAUCGAUUUUGCAGUAUAUUCCACCAAAUUCACUGAAUAUCACCCAUUUCCACCAGGCGGGAACUGAAGCAGUUCGAUAUCACGGAUUUUAUGGAAGUUGGACAAAGUAUCGGACCCUGCCUGCUCGAGUUUCACCGACUUUAUACAAAACCCUCAUUGCGAAUUCCGAGCCGCGCGGUUCAGGAAUGGGUGGCUCUACAUCCCGUUUGCAUUUAUCUGUACAAACUUUGAUGCGAUCCGGUUCUGGAAGCAUCUAUUCGAUCCCUAUUCGUGAGGAUAAAACGUCCGUCUCGACAAUCAAGCUCAUGCGACCUAUGAUCGCACGGAUUGCCAGAACGUUUCUCGUUCAUCUACUCAAAGAAGCUCGGAGUUGUGAUGCUCAGUCUGGUGACCUUGAGACUUCCAAUCAGAGCGAGGAGAACGCAAACCUGACGCACACUCAAAGAUCUCCGUUGGAACAAGCGCCUACAUCUCCCGACGAAUCGAGGACUUCCGGUACGAUAGGAAUGAAAAUACAGUCCGGUCCUCACCUCCCAACCAAAAUGACUCUGGAAGACAUGGUUGAUUCAAUCCGUCGACUGGAAGCAGGCAGGGAACUUAACACUCUGAGUGCUGCUCACGAACCAGAUGAAUCGAGUUCAUCUGACUCAAAUUCAGAUAGUGAACCUGAACUGGAAGUUGGAGCCCAGAACGAGCUCCUUUUCAAUGUGGAUGACACAAAAGGUUUUGAAAUUUUGAAAACGCAGUGCAAACUCACGGCAGAACCGGUCAGUAAGCGAGCCAAUGGGGGGAAGAAGAUCAAAGGAAAAGUUGGGAGAUCAGGCAGGAGUCAUGGCACGGGGCUGGGAAAACGCUCUUUCACGUUACCAUGUCUGAGAAGCGGUCGGCGGUGUAACACGGAGAGUUCCGGUGAAAUCAGUGACCUUUCCCGAGAAAACUCUGGAGCAGAAAGUGCCAGGAAAAACGUACUGACGCAAAAGCGAAAGAACGAGCUAAAGAAGUUGGAAGCUGGUUCAAACUUUGUUGGCAAGUAUGAUGGAAAGACAAAUAAUGGGAUACCAUGCUUUGUUGAGAAACGCCUUCUGGAAAGAGCUUGCCAGAAGUUGUAUCAUGUAUGGCAGAAAACGGACUUUACCAACUAUGAGGAUGUGCGCCUCUACUGGCGUUGUAUCGACUACGUGGAAAGUACGUUCUCGUUUCUUAAUUUUCAGCUCAAAAUGGCUCUUCUGUUCGAAACUACGGAAAAAGAUGAGGAAGAUUAUCGUCAAUUCCUGGAAAGACUUUCUUUAAUCAAAACCAAAACUCAGGAACGUUUGGAGGCCCUUUCGGUGGACACACGUGCCUUCAGUCAGACAUUUUUGUCUCCAAUGCCAGUCUGGCAAAACAGUGUGGCGAACAAUUUCGAAUCGGACAGAAUACGAUUGAUUUGCAGUGGUUACUCGAAUUUAUCCAGCAACACUUCGUAUAACCCAUGGGCUGAUGCAGAGUCAAUGCACUAG